AUCUGCAUUCGUAAAUAAUGGUUACAUCAUCAGUGUUGAAUUUCUAAGAAUUUUUAUAAUUAGCCCCUCCACCUAGCCAUGACCUCGAAAUCAAAAUUCAUUUGAUUCAAAAUAGUGUACGAGUACGAAAAUAACUGAAAUAAGCUAAACAGCUAGAUUGCCGUGAAUUUAUAGAUUUUCGUUUCUUCAGUUUUUCAGAAUAUGGUGGCUCCCAUUGUAAAUCCUGAAAUUCCUUACAAUGGAGAGAUACCUGGAGGACUGCAAGCUGGAAAAAUGUGUAGAAUCCAGGGGGUGACUCUCCCUGAAGCUGACAGAUUCAACAUCAAUUUGCAAGUGGGCCCAAACAGCAGCCCCAGAGAUGACACUGCUUUGCACAUUUCUGUUCGUCUCAAUCAGGGUUACAUUGCCAGAAACUCUUUCAGCAAUGGAGAAUGGGGUGAUGAACAAGGUGAUGGUGAAUUGCCCAUAGGCAAUGCUCAGUCAUGGGAAAUGAUCAUUUUGGUAGAUCACAAAGACUACAAGGUGGCAGUCAAUGGUCAACACUUUUGUGAAUUCCCACACCGCAUUCCUUUCAGUCAGGUCAAUCAGCUGCUCAUAGAUGGUGAAGUUUCUGUUACCCUCAUAUCCUGGGAAGGCAUCAUGGGGGUGUCAGGCUCAGAAAGCCAGUCUAGGGCUUCCCAAGUCAAUGCAGAGGGGCCUCAAGGCUAUGGGGCGCCGCCGCAAGCUUAUGGGGGGCCUCAGCAAGGGUACGGGGCUCCCGCCGGCGGUUAUGGGAUGCCCCCGCAAGGCUAUGGGCCACCGGUACCCCCUGGGGCAAAUCCUGAAAGCGGUUUUGACAGCUUUUUGGAUUCGGCACAGAAUAUGCUGGCUGGAGCUAUCAAAAGUGGGGCUGCCGAGAAGCUUUUGGGCGGGCUCUUAUCUUCCGGUGGCAACCAGCAAGGGCAGCAAGGAUAUGCCCAUCAAAACGCUAAAUAUGGAAUCUACCCAGAUCUUCCGAAAGACCUCGAUCCCAACUACCAAGACAAAAAACAAGCUCCCGGGCCGGUAGAAAGCCUCUUGUCAGGCCUACUGUCAGGCGGCAACAAACAACCAUCACAACCUGGCGCCCAACAACAAACCACCCAACAACAAAACGUAAAUUUCGGAGCAUUACUGUCCGGUCUUCUAAGCGGAAACCAACAACCCCAACAACCCGAUGUGGUACCGCCAACACGACGCAAUACUCAACAAAACGUACCUGCGAACUCCCAAAACCAAGGAGUAGACUUCGGGUCCUUACUGGGAGGCCUAUUAUCAGGUGGUACCCAACAACAAGGACAGGUACCACCUCCACAACAAGGCGGUACACAACAAAACUUACCUGGAAACACACAACAGCAAAGAGUAGACUUCGGGUCCCUGCUAGGCGGUUUAUUAUCAGGUGGUACCCAACAACCAGGACAGGUACCGCCCCAACAAGGACAGGUACCGCCCCAACAACAAGGUGGUACCCAACAAAACAUACCUGGAAACGUACAACAACAAGGAGUUGACUUCGGGUCCUUGCUGGGAGGUCUCCUAUCAGGCGGUACCCAACAACAAGGACAGGUACCGCCCCAACAACAAGGCGGUACCCAACAAAACGUACCUGGAAACGCACAGCACCAAGGAGUAGACUUCGGGUCCCUGCUGGGAGGCCUGUUAUCAGGUGGUACUCAACAACAAGGGCAGGUACCGCCCCAACAACAAGGACAGGUACCGCCUCCACAACAAAGCGGUACCCAGCAGAACCAAGGAGAUAUCGGAUCGUUCCUGUCCGGUCUGUUGUCCAAUGGAAACCAACAACAGCCAGGGCAGGUACCAUCAUCGCAUGGUACUACUCAGCAAACGGCGCCUGCCGGCCAGCAUUCUCAAGGCGUGGACUUGGGCUCUCUGCUAGGAGGCUUGUUGGGUCCCAGUCAACAAAAACAACCUGGGCAAGCGCCUGGUACCCAAGGUACUACGCAGCAACAUAAUGUCGAUGUGGGCGCUCUUUUGACGGGAUUGAUGUCGCAUAUCCAGACUAGGCCCAUACAAGAAACCAAUCCGAGUGUAGCACCGACGGUACCGCAGAAUCAACAUUCUCAAGGUCAAGGCCAAGGUCAAGGUGGGGGGUUCGACUUGAAUUCGCUGUUGAACGGGCUUCUGUCGGGUGGGGGGCAAGGGAAUAGAGCUCCGGGUGCUCCGGGAGGUCAACAGGUGCCCUUGAGCGGAGGUCAAGCGCAGACAGGUGGUUAUCCUAAUGCAACAGGUGGGAUGCAACAGGGUACUGGUGGUGGUCAAGUACCCCCUGGGGGGAAUAGGGAAGCACCGAAAAUGAGCCAAGGGGAUUACGAGGAUGUUACGGAUCAGUUGGCCCAACUGAUUGCACGAGAAGGUGGAAAAAAAGUUUGAGGGUUUUGAUUAUUUAUUCUUGGUUUCUUGUUCACCAUAGAUUACUAUUUGCACUACAGUAUUUUUUCUAGGGUGAUACAUUAUAAUGAUAGAAAAAUUUGACGGUGGAUUUCUUGCGAAGAAAUGAAAAAAAAAACCAUAGACAACUGCUUUUCAAAGACCCAUAUUUUUCGAGAUACAGGGUAUUUAGUAAAAUAAUCAACUUCUUCAACAGUCCGCCCCACAUAAUGAAAUUCAUUCAGCUUUCGGUUUGAUUUGACACAACAAUUUGAGUAAAUGAGUAAACAAAAUAAUUCAGCUUUUAUGUUCCUAUUCUCUUGAUUUGUAAAAAAAGAAGUAAUUAAAUUAGUUCGAAUUGCUCAAUCGAAUGAAGAUAUUUCAUCUAC
Molecule: messenger RNA, 2798 nt
Organism: Phaedon cochleariae (mustard beetle)
Lineage: Eukaryota; Metazoa; Arthropoda; Insecta; Coleoptera; Chrysomelidae
Source: the annotation of a GenBank genome assembly